Messenger RNA from Cololabis saira (Pacific saury), 1663 nucleotides. RefSeq names its product monoacylglycerol O-acyltransferase 3a (gene mogat3a). Lineage: Eukaryota; Metazoa; Chordata; Actinopteri; Beloniformes; Belonidae. The record is from RefSeq and is a predicted model, not a curated record. Gene Ontology annotation, molecular function: diacylglycerol O-acyltransferase activity. Gene Ontology annotation, biological process: triglyceride biosynthetic process. The transcript is spliced from 9 exons. Bases 152 to 1159 code for a protein of 335 amino acids. Gene Ontology annotation, cellular component: endoplasmic reticulum membrane.
CUCAGGAGUUUUUGUUGUGAGAAGUUUUUCUGAGUUUUUCUUUCAUUGAAGAGUGUUCAGCGGCCGCCGGAGCACACGUGACCCCCACACCCGGCGCAGGCACCGGGAGCUCGCUGCGCCACCGGCCGCACGGAGGAGCGCCGCCGCCGGCAUGAAGAUCGAAUUCGCCCCGCUGAACAUCCCGCUGCAGAGGAGGCUGCAGACCGCAGCCGUCCUGCAGUGGCUCUUCUCCUUCCUGCUGCUGGCUCAGUGCUGUCUGGCUGCCUUCGUCCUUCUUGCUCUCUCUGAUUGGUGGAUUUUUACCCUGCUCUAUGCCGGUUGGUUGUGGUUGGACUGGGACACGCCCACCAGCGGAGGACGGCGGUCCCACUGGGUCAGGAACUGGAAUGUCUGGCAGCACUUCAGGGACUACUUCCCUCUGAAGCUCGUCAAAACAGCUGAUCUGGAUCCAACAAAGAACUACAUCUUUGGGUUCCACCCACAUGGUGUGCUGGUGGCGGGUGGUUUUGGGAACUUCUGUACGGAGGCGACAGGUUUCUCUCGUCUGUUUCCUGGACUCAGGUCACAUCUGCUGAUGCUUCCUUUCUGGUUCAGAGUUCCUUUCUUCAGAGACUAUAUCAUGUUUGGAGGUCUGGUUUCCAGCUGUAAGUCCAGUCUGGCGCACCUCGUCAGUCGUCCAGGAGGAGGAAAUGUGGCUGUCGUUGCUGUGGGUGGAGCUCCAGAGGCUCUGGAUGCUCGACCUGGUGCAUUAACUCUGCAGGUGAAGAACAGGAAGGGCUUCAUCAAACUGGCUCUCAAACACGGGGCUCAUCUGGUUCCGGUCUUUUCUUUUGGUGAGAACGAGCUAUUUGAUCAGAUGGAGAACCCAGCUGGAUCCGCUCUGAGGAGGCUGCAGAACCGGUUGCAGAACAUCAUGGGAAUAGCAAUGCCUCUGUUUCACGCCAGAGGAGUUUUCCAGUACAACUUUGGAUUGAUGCCCUACAGGAAGCCCAUUCACACAUAUGUUGGGAAGCCCAUCCCAGUGGUCCAGACACCCAGUCCUAGCAGCGAGGACAUUGAGCGUCUACACACAGAUUACCUCCAGAGUCUGACAGAACUCUUUGAGCAGCACAAACACGUGUACGGCCUGGAUGAAGACCAGCACCUCACCUACAUCUGAUCACUGACGGGUUCUGGUCCUGGACCAGGUCACUGGCAGCUUUUAGUCUUGAAACGGAUCCCUUACGGCUUUGCCUUCUGGUCCUGAACCAGGUUACUGACGGGUUCCUAAUCCAGAUCAUUUAUGGCUUAUAAUGCUAAACCGGAUCAUUCACAGGUUCUAGUCCUUAACAGGAUCACUAAUCUGGUUCUGGUUCUGAUCCUGAACCAGAUCAGUGAUGGGUUCUGCUCCUGUGUAUCACCAGCAUCCAUAAAAUCCCGUGACUGUCUACAGAUUUCCGAUGGUGCCGUUCCAGCUGUGUGAUUGAUUGUUUGGACUCGAUAGAAUGAUCAAUGGAUGUGAGUGAUCAAGUUGGUUAUCUCAGCUGUAAUAAUUGUAACUAUCCAGCAGAAGGUACCACACAACCGAACUUACAUAUUGUCAAUGAAAGAACUGACGUUUCCUGAAGAUUAAGAGUUGUUUGGAAAGUCUAGUUGGAAAAUAAAUCCUUGCUUUUACAAAAAA